This is a messenger RNA of Hemicordylus capensis (graceful crag lizard), 2968 nucleotides long. RefSeq names its product transmembrane protein 276 (gene TMEM276). The transcript has 4 exons. The record is from RefSeq and is a predicted model, not a curated record. Bases 151 to 780 code for a protein of 209 amino acids. NCBI's taxonomy places the organism in Eukaryota, Metazoa, Chordata, Lepidosauria, Squamata, Cordylidae.
UGUCGCUCUAUGGCCUCCACUUCCUCUCCGCGCUCGCUUGUGCUGCUCUAGCCGAGCUGUCGAAGGCUUGGAGGACCCGGUUAUGUCCAGCACAUAAAGCAAGUGUCCCGUGCAACCAGGUCCAGUUAUUCACAGAGAGUCUCUGCCCUGAUGCCUGGCAGGUGUGAUGAGGUGGCUGGUGUGCUCUCCAACGCCUUGCUGUGUACGGUGUGCCUGGGGGCCGCUGUGCAGACCUUCCAGAUCAACCGGGGGGCGGCAGCCGGCUUCCUCCUCCAGGCCCUCGUGCCGCUCAUGGAAACCGCCGCCCUCCUAGCCGCGCCCCUUGGGCUCAGCCUGGAUGCCAGACCCCCAGACGACAGCUGGGUCUCCACCGUGGUCGGGCUCCCCCUGCUGGUCUUUGGCUUCCACUGGCUGAACGGGGACUGCUCCACCGCCAACCUCCUCCUGGGAGGAGCGCUGCUGCUGACGGCAAGUUCGGGCUACUUCACCGAGGAAGGCAAGGCCGUGGUGGCCCACUCGGUCACCCUGCUGGCCUCCAUCACCAUCCUGAUCGUUUCUGUCUUUACUGGGAACGUCUGUGGGGUUGUGGGCAGCCUUCUGGUGGGCACGGCGGGCCUGCUGGAGGGAGCCACGCUGCAGCGGCUGCUGCUGCUCCGGAAGAAGGACCUCCUCCGGGCUCUCAUGGCAGCAGCCCACCUGGCUCUGCAGUGGGCUCUCCAGAGGCAGCACCAAGAACUGGAGCAAGGGCCUGUGGGGCUGGGGGCGGAGGCGUCCGGCUGAUGCGGUGGCAGGGUGGGGCGUGCUGCUCGCUAGGCGGGGGCCUGAAGAGUCUGCAGAAUGCAGUCGGAGGGGCGGGAGGAUGAGAGCCUUGGGGAAAGCUCUAGUGGGGGCCGGGAGGCAACGCUGGGCUUCCGGAGGCUGCAAGGGAUCGUGGCGUGUCCCUCUCGGACUUCUUCUUCACUGGAAUCUGACUUGUGCAGCUGCAGACCUGCAGCACCCAGAGGAGCCGGGCUCUGGACUGGGAGUGCCUGUCCUGUCAACCAGUCUCGGGCUGGGGGGCAGCGGUCUUGCAUCCCUGGGCUGCCAUUCAAGGUGGAUCCGGCAGCAUUCACUUUCCUUGCUAAUGUCCAGUGGAAAAUGCUGCGCACAAUGCAGUAGAAGGCGCCGCUGUGCAAGCGCCGGGGAAAUGAAUGGGGAGCUUGACCCUCUGCCUGCCUGCCUGCCUGCCUGGCUCCCCAAACAUUCUGCAGCAGACACCAGCAAAAUGUGGGGAGCGGGCAAAAGAAUGGCUCCACAUCCAAUGGAAUGGGAAACCAUUCCCUUCAUUAUUGUGUGCGUUUGGCUGUAUGGAGCCAAUGUACACAGAGCAUAGUCGCAGCUGUAGAUACCUACAGGUCUCUGCCCCAAACAGCUUACAGUCUGAAGCAGUUCUGCAGAACGUGUGACCUAGCAAGCCAAGCACAGCCCGCCAGCCCUCUUUUGAGUGGCCAACCUCGUGUUUGACAACCACCCUGUUUAUCCCAGGCAGGCAGCAACACCAGAAAGCUUCUUUAGUCCCCUGUGGGCUGGUGAGCUGCCUUCUGCCUGGCCUGAGGUUUGCAUGCAGGACAGGGAGUUGUAUGGUUCCAACACCACCGCCGCCUUCUCCGUGGAUGCCACUGCCCUGCAAGGAGUCCACGUGUCGCCCUGGGUCCAUGGGCAGGGGCAUGGAGACCUGCCAGCGACCAGCUGUGUGCCAAAUCAUGGGAUGCAAAGGCGGCUUGUGCAGGCGGGCGGGGAGGCCUCUCCCCAGGGUGAGGUGGUGCCUGCUGCCCCAUCCCGGCCUGGCUCCACCCCUGAGGCGGCCUCAAGAGCCCUCCUCUGUACUUUGCCCUCAAGCUGGAGUCGGGCAGUGCGAGAGGCCAGAGCACAAGGGGGCCUGGAGUGGAGUCUUCCUGGAUGCGGAAGCGAAACAAGGGAGUGCCGUGGGUGAGGGCCGGAGCCGGGUGGAGGACCUGGACUGAAUCAAUAAACCCGUCUCCAUCCCGUGCCUCACCGUGCAGAGCGAUGGGGUCAUGGUGUCCCAGUGUGGAGUCCCUGGUGAUUGUCCUGCUCCUUGCCGUCCUCUGUCGGAAGCAGGAAGCGGCUGGGUUGGGGAAGGGUGGCCGGAGCCGUCCUUGGCAGGGAGCACCUCUCUCCACCCCAGACGCUCCCCGAGGCGUUCCUGCCCAGCCCUCCUGCCUGCUUGGCACGCAGCGUGACUUGCAUGUGACUGCUGGGAUGAGGCGGCUGCUGGAGUGUCGGCCCCGGCGGGGAGCCCUCGGAGCAGCCCAGCCACUGGCCAGCUGUGCAACCCACGCCGGCCCUGCGAGGACAGCCUGAGUUUGCCCGGGGCAAGGUAGAGACGUGGGUGCCUUGGCCACGACACCCACAAGGAGCGCCAGGCACCAAAGGGGAGGCAGGCCUGUCGGCCGGCCAAGGAGCUGGGGCAGGGUGGGGUGCAGGCCAGUGUGCUCUCCUCAUUGUUCCCCAUCCGUGUGCUGAAUGAGUUUGCUCUGGGCUACAGGAUCAAGGCAGUGCGCGCGCACAUGUGCAUUCAGGGUGGGGCCUUCCUGAUUCAGCCUGAGCAGGAUCUACAAUGACCUGAGUGGAGAUGAGGAAACACGUGCGCAUGCCUUAGAGGGGACAGUGAUGCUGACCCCGGGUUCCAGCCCCCAGAGCCAAGGAAGUCCCCUUUCGGGUCCUGCGGGGGGGGUGCUCUUGGCCGGAAGGGCGCAGUGGUGCCAGGGGCCACCAAGCCACGAGGAGAUGUCUUUUCCCUUCUGGGCCCUCUGAAGCCCCUCUGUGGUGCCGGGCUAGGUAGGGUGGAGGGACAGCAGCCUGCAGCAGAUGGAGAGGUCUGGGGUCCCUGGAGUGGCCCCUCUGCUCAUGGGCCGCCGCUCAGUACGUGAACAUAAGAGCAGCCCUGCUGGAUCAGGCCCAAGGAGGC